CAAUGUUAGACUUUAAAAUGAAUGAACAAGAUGUUAAUUCUCAAAAGAAAACUAUUAAAAGGCAAGAAAGUCGACUUACACGUAAUCAUAAACGAAAGCGACAAAAUCGAGCAAAAGAAACAGAAGAAAAUCGUGAGGUACAACUUGUAAAUAAUCGUGAGCGAAAAAAGAAAAAAAGAUUAAUGGAAACAGCUGAGGAAUCUCAAAGUCGUAAAUUACAUAAAAGGGAGUGA
Acaulospora morrowiae is the source of this 233-nucleotide messenger RNA. Lineage: Eukaryota; Fungi; Glomeromycota; Glomeromycetes; Diversisporales; Acaulosporaceae. The record is from the annotation of a GenBank genome assembly.